GGCCCUUGGUAUGUCAAAUUUCAUAGGCUGAGCUCUUACGUUGUUGCUGAAUGUUUCUAUGCAAGGACAUGAACGAACAACGUUUUCUGCUUUAAGCGUUUGAUCGUUUUACAAUACGUUGAUCUGCUCGUUAUCAAACUGCUUUGUGUUGUCCCCGCUUUGUUGAUUUCUCUUGCUUUGUAUUUUUCCAUGUAUAAACUUAGCAUCCGCUCUUCUGUUCUGCUACGCACAUUCAUCCUCGUUCUCGCAUUGUUACAUAAUCGAUACCUACUAUACCCUACCACGCUCUGUAUCUCUAGUCUAUCUUUCGCCCUUCCAUCGAACCAUAUGUCAGUCAAUUUCACGUGGGAUCUGGGAUGCUCUCCUCAGUUCACUUUCUGUAGCGGUAAAACGGAAUCCUCAAUUAGAGCAGGACAUCGGGUAUCAUGCGCGUGGGUGGAGCCUGGGCAUGAACACCAACACCAAAAAAAAUUAGAAAAAUUCCAUUGCUGUUCCACAAAUCCAAUGUGAAACGCGGCAGUGGAGGAAAAGAAGUUUGAUCAGACAGAUUCAUACCAGGACACGGGGCCUUUUGACGUAUGAGAAAAAUUUAGAGAAUGGCCAAAGGUGAG
Messenger RNA from Guyanagaster necrorhizus, 611 nucleotides. RefSeq lists its product as uncharacterized. Lineage: Eukaryota; Fungi; Basidiomycota; Agaricomycetes; Agaricales; Physalacriaceae. The coding region runs from base 190 to 510 and encodes 106 amino acids. The transcript has 2 exons. The record is from RefSeq and is a predicted model, not a curated record.